Messenger RNA from Melanaphis sacchari, 404 nucleotides. Its product is annotated as dnaJ homolog subfamily B member 13-like. The transcript has 2 exons. The record is from RefSeq and is a predicted model, not a curated record. Lineage: Eukaryota; Metazoa; Arthropoda; Insecta; Hemiptera; Aphididae. The coding region runs from base 14 to 283 and encodes 89 amino acids.
CUUAUAUUAAAAUAUGGGUAUCAAUUACUAUUCAAUAUUAAAUUUAAAAAGACAUUGUACCAAAGAUGAAAUUCAUAAAGCAUUUGGAAAAUUAAUAAAAAGUCAAGUUCAAAAUUGUUGUUUAGUUAUGUUGUGUGAAGCAUAUGAGGUAUUAUCUGACCCAUUUCGCCGAGCUCUAUAUAAUCAAUACGGUGAAGAGGGAAUUAAAAAAGGUGUAAAAACUGAUGACUUGUACAUUGGUCCAUGGACGUAUCAUCGUAAUGUGAAAAAAACAUAUUCGUAAGUAAGAAUGCAUAGGUAUAAUUUGAGAUUUAAAUUUGAGGAUGCUUCAAAUUUAUUUAAUUAUCUAUGAACCCACACCUGGUUUGAAUUAUAAUCUAAAAAAAUUAAACAUAUUUUUAAAA